GUAACAGCACUCCUACACACACACAACACAAACGCACACGCACAUACACACACGCACAUACACACACACACACACACACACACACAGACAUACAGACAACACACAUAACUGAACACGGACUUUCUCUCCUAAACACGUUGGAUAUUAACACUGAACAUGAGGCUUAAGGGGCCACUGGAUUCUUUCAGACCUGUAGUGUGACGCAAAGCCCCGCCCAUUUACUUGAAUGACUGGCUCCGCCCACUCUGCCUGUAAUCGCUGCAGUAAUGUGAAUGGCGCUGAGAGACCGAGGGGAAGGAAGAGAAACACCGACAGCGUUCGGUUCAGAAGGAAAAUCCCCCAAAUGACACGAGAAAGAACAGAAACCCUACUGUAAAAUGGAGGAUAGCUUUGAUUGUGACUGUGGUGAGCUGGAGCCACCUGAUCACUGAGGGAGAGCGUUUGUGCUAAACUUAUCCAACCUUGCUGCUCCUCACCCCACACACACGCACGCACACACACACACACACACAACUGACCAGACGGUGCUCAGUUUAUCACAUUAGGAUCGUAAUGCUGCUGCCGCUCAGGACCAGUCGCACACUGAACGCAUCGGCGCUGUGAGGAUGCUGCUGCUGCUGCUAUUGGCUCUCACACGUGCAUUUCAUCACUGAUCACACACCCAUUCCAUUCCACAGUCCGGGGCUUCACAGGAACACUAGCGUUUAAACCCACAGGCCUGUUUUGUGUUCUUCUCAUUAACACACUCUGAGCUGUGACAAAGCUCUGAGGACUUUUUUUUUUUCUUCUCCACUCAGAAGGUGAAUCUCUGUUUCAACUCAAACAGCCUCUCUUAUCAAACCUCACGUAAAAUAUUUUCGAGAAAGAAGAUACAAUCGAUUCCUGAAUCUUUGGUGGUGCUGUUGUGUAAAAUGGCUGAGAAAUUUGAGAGCCUGAUGAACAUCCAUGGGUUUGACCUGGGCCCCCGGUACACGGACCUGAAGCCCCUCGGGUACGGAGGGAACGGCCUGGUGUUCUCAGCCGUGGACCAGGACUGUGACAAGCGCGUAGCUGUGAAAAAGAUCAUCCUGACUGAUGCGCAGAGCGUCAAACACGCGCUGCGGGAGAUCAAAAUCAUCCGCCGCCUCGACCACGACAACAUCGUGCGCGUGUUCGAGACGCUAGGGCCGAGCGGACGGCGUCUGAGCGAGGACGCCAGCUCUCUGACCGAGGUCAACUCGGUGUACAUCGUGCAGGAAUACGUGGAGACGGACCUGUGCACCGUGCUGGACCAGGGCCCGCUCUCUGAGGAACACGCACGCCUCUUCGUCUACCAGCUGCUGCGCGGACUCAAGUACAUUCACUCGGCCAACGUCCUGCACAGAGACCUCAAACCCGCCAACCUGUUUGUCAACACUGAGGACCUGGUGCUAAAGAUCGGUGACUUCGGCCUGGCUCGCAUCAUGGACCCCCACUACUCACACAAGGGUCACCUGUCAGAAGGUCUGGUCACAAAGUGGUAUCGUUCCCCUCGCCUUCUCCUCUCCCCUAAUAACUACACUAAAGCCAUCGACAUGUGGGCAGCAGGCUGCAUCUUUGCCGAGAUGCUUACAGGAAAAACACUGUUUGCAGGUGCCCAUGAGUUGGAGCAGAUGCAGUUGAUCCUGGAGUCGAUCCCCGUGAUCCAUGAGGAGGACAGACAGGAGUUACAGAGUGUCAUCCCUGUGUUUAUUAAAAACGACAUGACUGUACCACACACUCCACUCGCUAAACUGCUCCCAGGUGUCAGCACUGAGGCUCUGGACUUUUUGGAAAAGAUCUUGACCUUUAACCCCAUGGACCGGUUGACGGCGGAGGAGGCUCUGGCUCACCCCUACAUGAGUGUGUACUCGUUCCCUCUCGACGAACCCGUGUCCUCUCACCCCUUCCACAUCGAGGACGAGGUGGACGACAUCCUGCUGAUGGACGAGAGCCACAGUCAUGUCUACAACUGGGACAGGUACCAUGAGAGUCAGUUAUCAGAGCCAGAGUGGCCUCUGCAGAGUGUGGGGGAGGUGGAGGAGGUGCAGCGUGACCCACGUGCCAUGUCUGACAUCACAGACGACGAGGAAGCGCAGCUGGACCCGCGCAAGUACGCAGACGCCGAGAGCGAGAAGUUCCUGGACGAGCAGCCGUUCGACUCUGCACCGAGCCUGCGCCGUGACGAGAGCGUCCACCACGAGAACAAGUACUGUGAGCAGGAGUGCGGCCACACGUGUAACUACAAGGCGGCGUCCCAGUCCUACCUGGACAACCUGAUCUGGAGAGAGAGCGAAGUGAACCACUACUACGAGCCCAAGCUCAUCAUCGACCUCUCCAACUGGAAAGAGCAGCAGUGCAAAGAGAGAGCGGACCGUAAGAGCAAGAGCAAGUGUGAGAAGAACGGCCUGGUGAAGGCUCAGCUGGACAAGGAGAAGCACCAGCAUCAACACCAUCAGGGCUUUGACUUCGACUCCUUCAUCGCCGGCACCAUCCGACUCAGCCUGCAGCCCGAGAGCCGCGACAUCGGCCUCCUGAACGAGCUCAACACCUCUGUGUCUCAGCUCGGAAAAUCAGCCAGUCAGGAGAAGGACGAGAAGUGUCAGGUGAACUUGGCUCAUCAGUGCCCGUGGGAGAGCAGCGGGACGGAGAGCUGUCUGAUCGACCAGGCGUGCUGGGACCAGCAGAAAGAAGGAGGAGGAUACGGAGGAGGAUACACCAGCUACCUAGAUCGCCUCUUCAGCAAAAAAGAGGACGAGGACGCGUCCGUCUGCUCCCCAGACAUGUCCCCGGACACGGAGCCUCAGAGGGACGAAACCGUGCCCCGACUCGGCGGCGAGAUCGUCCUCGAGUCUCUCGGGUUCGACGCUAAAAAAUCUCUGCAGGCUCACGUCAGGUGUUCACCUCAGAUCGCCCACAAGACCUACAGCAGCAUCCUCAAACACCUGAAUUAAACAGGCACGAGCAGGUCAUACCGCACCUCCGUGUUCAGGACGCGCCGCACCGUCAGCACCGACACUUCAGGAAAACACCUGCAGGGGGCGGAGUCAGCGCUCCUGAGCCUAUUACAGGGCACCGUUUCUCCGUCGCGACAAUCCGUUAGCGUUAUUCUGAAGUGUCCGCGUUACAGAGCGACGCUUCUAAAUCCCACGAUGUGUCGUAUAACCAAAACACACACACUCUCUCACACACACACACACGGCUACGUUUCAGUUUUCUUUUCGGGUUAACGGUUCAGAGAGAGAGAGUCAUAUUCAUCAUCAGUUCCUGGUUCACUAAAGAGAUUCAGUGUUCAUGCUUUUUUUUUUCUCUCCAGAAAUAUAAAAACAGGAAAAAAUACAAGAAAGGAAAAAAAAAAAACCACCCCAGAAACGAGACGCAUGACAUUUUGCACACAGCAUCCCGUAGAGCCGUACACACGCUAGAGGACCAUCGCAAACCCGAGGGGAAAAGACGAGGGAGGGGGGACGCACUGACCGCGAGACCGGUGACGUCACCCACAUCCUGACUUCCUCCUUUUCCUCCUCUUUAAAAAAAAAAAGAAUCCGUUUAUUUCUCGUCUUUCGCGCGCACACCAAAGUCCCUCCGCUCUUCUCUCCUUUAUUCUUUCUGCUUUUAUUUAUUUUUCACGCAGUUCCAAAGCUUUUUUUUCUAUUUAUCAACCUGCUCCUUAUUCUGAUGAUUUAUAUCGUAGAACAUUUGCUUGCUGUUCUGUUUCCCUUCACACACACACACACACACACGCACACGCACACACACACACACACACUAUUUCCAUAUAACCAUUUCAUUAUAUAUUAUUUUAUUUUGUUUGUUUACUCUCUGUCCAGUCAUCUGCUCUCGUUUUUGGAAUCUAUUUUGAAGUGUUUUAUUCAUUUUGUUGAUCCUGAUAUUUGACCUGCUCUGUUCUUACCAUCAGUUCAUAAAAACAUCUUUAUCUUUUUUUUCUUUUCUUUUUUUUCUCCUCCACACUACGUCCUUUUUUCUGGUCCGAUGUGGUUUUAUUUUUGUCCUCCGUGUGUUUUUUUUUUUUUUAAUUAUUAUUUUAAAUAUAGUUUUUUUUACUCUAUUCUAAUUGCCCCCGUUUUAACCCUAUCAUACUUUAUUACCCUUUGUUUUUUUCUCUCACAAAUAGAUCGUUUUAAAAUAACUACCCCAAGCUUUUUUUUUUUUUUUUUUUAAAUACCCUUUACUGCCCCCAAGCCAAUUUGUUUGGCUAUUUUCUGUUCUAUAUCCUUUUUGUCCUCUUUCUCCCUCCCUCUCUCUCUCUCUCUCACACCAUAAUUUCACCUCCUCCUCCCCCCUCUCUCACGUCUCCGUACGGUAGGUGUUUGAUUCAGACCCGAUGCCAGCAGCAGCUCAGCCGUUCGUUUCGUUUUAUUUUACACCGUAGGUUAACGUAAGUGUUAUCUACCUCAGAGGUAACUGUAGACGCGUGUGUGUCAGUGUCACUCGCCCUGUACGACCUUUCAGUGCCCGAUCACAUGGCUGUUGUUUUUUUUUUUUUUCCUCUCUUUUCUUUUUCGCCAUAGUGAAGUGUUAAGAUCACGUAUUUAUUUUAAGCGUAACUUGUGUUAUCUAUUUAUUUUAAGAGCCGUCAUUGUUUUUCAGUGCGACUCUGAAUGGCGACUGAGGCAUUGAACUUCCAUCGUGCGUGUGUGUGUGUGUGUGUGUGCGCGAGUGUGUGUGUGUGUGUGUGUGUAAAAACAGCUGGAGGAUACUCAUCCUUUGUGAAGAACUGUUUUUCCAGCGUUCCUUUUAAAGGAAACAACCGUUUGUUUGUUUGUUUGUUUGUUUUUUUAACUUGGAGGUGCAGAAGUGAACGGCGGUGAUACGGAAUCAGAGCACCUAGAAGUCUUAACGUCCGAGUUGGAGUUUGUUUCCCUCCUUCUUUUUUUUUUUUUUUAUACCCGUGCAGUUAGAAACGUGUGCAUGGAAGAUCUCCUAUAGAAGGUACAUCUAAAGCGAAGUUAAAGGCGCCGCCGCCGCCGUCGUCCUCCUUUAUUUUAUCCUACGUUUUUAUUUUCUCCCACGUGAGCAUGAUAAAGGUUUAAGCUGCUUAUAGCAUGUAGUAGAGCUAUGGACUUCUCUUUUUAUUGUUUUUUAUUUUAUUUUAUGUUUUUUGUUGAACUGAUAUUCCGUUGGUUCUCUUGUAAAAUAAAUCAAAUAAAAUGGCCGGUGAAAUCGA
Molecule: messenger RNA, 5185 nt
Organism: Tachysurus fulvidraco (yellow catfish)
Lineage: Eukaryota; Metazoa; Chordata; Actinopteri; Siluriformes; Bagridae
Gene: mapk6
Product: mitogen-activated protein kinase 6
Exons: 8
Coding region: 912-2951 (679 amino acids)
Biological process (GO): cell surface receptor signaling pathway; protein phosphorylation; intracellular signal transduction
Cellular component (GO): nucleus; cytoplasm
Molecular function (GO): MAP kinase activity; ATP binding
Source: RefSeq, a predicted model, not a curated record